Motacilla alba alba is the source of this 4636-nucleotide messenger RNA. Its product is annotated as alpha-2-macroglobulin-like protein 1. The coding region runs from base 1 to 4458 and encodes 1485 amino acids. NCBI's taxonomy places the organism in Eukaryota, Metazoa, Chordata, Aves, Passeriformes, Motacillidae. The record is from RefSeq and is a predicted model, not a curated record. Gene Ontology annotation, molecular function: endopeptidase inhibitor activity. The transcript is spliced from 37 exons. Gene Ontology annotation, cellular component: extracellular region.
AUGGCAGGGUGCCCCGGGCUCCUGUGCCAGCCCCAUUUCCUCAGUGGGUGGGACACAAAGACCCAUUUCAGAGCUGCAGCGGGUCAGACACCGAUCCAGAGAGAUCCAAGAGCUGCAGGGGGAGGCUGUGGCUGUUCUCAACAUCCACAUCCAGCUGGAGACAUGAUGUCUCCAGCCCUUCACAUCCUCUUCACCAUCCUGCUCCUCUCAGCCGGGGCGUCUGGAGCACCGAGUUACGUGGUGGUGUCCCCAGCCGUGCUGUACCACCCUCACCCUGCCACGCUCUGGGUGCACCUCAGUGACCUCCAGGGGCCCGUCCAGCUCCGUGUCCAGCUGCAGGGGGACAGCGGGACCCCUCCCACCACCCUGCUGAGCAGCGAGGUCCUGGAGCCUCACCUGUACCUGAACAUCACCUUCCCUGCUCCAGCCCCCGCCAAAGGGAAGGAGGAAAUCGUGGCCCUGCACGUCUCCAUCCAAGGAGGUUCCCUGAAUGUCUCCGAGUGGAAGAAGGUGAUGCUGAGAGCUCUGAGCCCCGGGGUCUUCAUCCAGACUGACAAGGCUGUCUACAAGCCUGGGCAGGAAGUGAAGUUCCGAGUCGUCUCUUUGGAUAAAGACCUGACCCCCAGCAGCCAGAAGCUGCCCCUGGUGUUCCUGAAGGAUCCCAGCGGGAAUCACAUCGCACAGUGGCGGGACCUGGCCCCUCGGCAGGGAAUCGUGGACUUGUCCCUCCCGCUGGCCUCGGAGCCGGCCCUGGGCACCUACACCAUCAGCGUGGAGGGGAAGAGCCAUUCCUUCAGCGUGGAGGAAUACGUGCUGCCCAAGUUUGAGGUGACCAUUCAUCUCCCCAGCGUGCUGUGGGAGGAGGAUGAGAAGUUCCCGGUGGAGAUUUGCGGGCGCUACACCUAUGGGAAGCCCGUCCAGGGGCAGGUCCAGGCUGACUUGUGCCUCAGCCUGAGGCUCUGGUCUCGCCGGAGGCGGAAGACCUGCACCCAGGUUACGGGGCAGACCAAGAAGAACGGCUGCUUUUCCACAGAGGUUUUGUUGGCUGCCUUCAAGGAGAUGAUUUUGGCUCCAUUUUCGAGGAAGGAACUUGAAGUCGAGGCGUCGCUAGUGGAGGAUGGGACAGGGCUGGAGAUGAAGAGCACCAAGAGCUGCAAGUUUUUACCCAAAACAGUCACGGUCACCUUUGAGAGCCCCAGUCAUGCCUACAAGCCAGGCCUCCCCUACAGCGGGACGAUCCGGCUGCAGGGAGCCGACGGCUCUGGGCUGCCCCAGAGGCAGGUCCUGCUCUCAGUCAGGAACCAGGGAGAAGAGAGCACACAAAGGUUCCUGACAGACAGCGCAGGGAGAGCCUCCUUCCAGCUGGACACCUCUGGCUGGAGCGACUGGGUCUCCUUGCAGGCUGAAGUCAGCAGGACAGCUGAGAGCCAGGAGGGCUCAGCAGGACUCAGGCCCCGAGGUGCCUUUCUGGCAGUCAUGCCCUACUCGUCCAAGAGCGGGAGCUUCCUGCACAUCCGCGCCCCCGAGGGGGAGCUGCCCUGCGGCCAUUCCCAGCUGGUCCACGUGGAUUUUAUCUUUGGCAAGGAGGCUUUAGGCACUGGACUGAAGAACCUGGAUCUGGUUUUCAUGGUCCUGGCCAAGGGGUCCAUUACCAGCAUCUUCAGGAAGCAGGUCUCUGCAGAGCCUGGACAGAGAGCCUCCCUCUCCCUGGAGCUGCCCAUCGGGCUGGAGCUGGCGCCCAAGGCCAGGCUUCUGGUCUACGUGGUGCUGCCCGAUGGCGAGAUGGUGGCUGAUGCCACUGAGCUCUCCGUGGCCAAGUGCUUCCCCAACCAGGUGAAGAUGGCAUUUUCCGAGGCCAGGGCCCUGCCUGGGGCAGCACUACGGCUGCAGCUGGGGGCUGCCCCGGGCUCCCUGUGCGCUGUCCGAGCCGUGGAUCGCAGCGUGCUGCUCCUCAAGCCCGAGGCUGAGCUCAACGCUGAGGCCGUCUACAAAACACUGCCCGAAUUCAGCUACCCCCACAGCAUCCAGGAUGAAUCAUUCUGUGACGUUCACUGGCUGGUCUCCAAGAGGGAACCCCACAAGUUAUUCCAGGAUGCAGCACUGAAGCUCUUCACCAAGACCAGGGAGCCUUGCCCGCCCAGGCUCCCCGUCGUUGGAAUGCCAGGUCCUGCAGGACACGUGAGACACGACAGUAUCGAGGUGGUAAGCAAUACUCAUCCAGAAAUUAUGACAGUGUUCAGCUCAGCCAGCGCAGGCACCGAGGACGGGGAAGAGCCCCCAGCACCCCGGACCUACUUCCCAGAGACGUGGCUGUGGGACCUGGUCCCUGUGGGGGAGAGUGGCUCUGCUGAGGUGACAGUGACAGUGCCCGAUGCCAUCACGGAGUGGGAGGCUGGGAUGUUCUGUACGGCCCCGCAGGGCCUGGGGCUGUCCCCUGCUGUCACCCUCACGGCCUUCCAGCCAUUCUUCGUGGAGCUGGCGCUGCCCUACGCCGUGGUGCGCCACGAGACCUUCACCCUCAGGGCCACCGUCUUCAACUACCUGCGCCAGUGCCUGCGGGUUCAGGUGACGCUGGCAGAGUCGGCAGAGCUGGAGGUGUCACUGAGUGCAGGGGACACCUACAGGGCCUGUGUCUGUGCAGAUGAAGCCAAGACCUUCCAGUGGGGCGUGCGAGCCACCAGCCUGGGGGAGGUGAACAUCACUGUGAGCACUGAGGCCCUCAGCUCCCCCGAGCCCUGUGGCAAUGAGCUGCCCUUGGUGCCAACCCAGGGUCGUGUGGACACCGUGAUAAAGCCCCUGCUGGUGCAGCCCGGGGGGAUCCUGGUGGAGAAGAGUCACAGCUCCCUGCUCUGCCAGGAAGGUGCUGAAGAAGUGUCCUUGGAGAUUCCUGCAAACAUCCUGGAGAGCUCUCAGCGAGCCCACGUCACCGUGAUGGGUGACAUCCUGGGCAAUGCCCUGCAGAACCUGGACAGACUCCUGGCCAUGCCCUAUGGCUGUGGGGAGCAGAACAUGGUUCGCUUUGCCCCCAACAUCUACAUCCAGCAGUACCUGGAGAAGACCGGGCAGCUGCUGCCGGACAUCCGCGCCAAGGCACAGGGGUUCCUGCAGAGCGGGUACCAGCGGGAGCUGCAGUACAAACACGACGAUGGUUCCUACAGCGCCUUUGGGAAGAGCGAUUCCAUGGGCAAUACCUGGCUGACGGCGUUUGUCCUCAAGUCCUUCGGGCAGGCCCGAGCCUACGUGGCCAUCGAGGAGCGGCACAUCACAGACGCGCUGCGGUGGCUGCAGCAGCGCCAGAAGAAGAGCGGCUGCUUCCGCAGCGUGGGCAAACUCUUCAACAAUGCCCUGCAGGGCGGUGUCUCGGACGAGCUCUCACUCUCAGCGUAUGUGACGGCAGCGAUGCUGGAGCUGGGACUGCUCACGCUGGAGCCGGUGCUGAGCUCAGCCCUCAAGUGCCUGGAGGCUUCUCCCACGGACGACCCCUACACACAAGCCCUACUCGCCUACGUGUUCGGGCUGGCGGGGCUGCGGGAGCAGCAGCAGGCGCAGCUGCAGCGCCUGGCCCAGCACAGCGUCAGCGCAGACGGGCAGCUCUACUGGAAGAGAAAGGGGCAGGCUCAGAAAGCCUUGGAGCUGUCCUGGGCCGCGGCUGCGCCGGCCGAGGUGGAGAUGACAGCCUAUGUCCUGCUGGCCUACCUGUCGCAGCCCUCGGUGUCCCCUGCUGACCUGGGGACAGCGUCCCAGAUCGUCCGCUGGCUCUGCAAGCAGCAGAACCCCUACGGGGGCUUUGCCUCCACGCAGGACACCGUGGUGGCCCUGCAAGCCCUGGCCAAAUACGCCGCCCUGACCUAUGGCAGCAACGGGGAUGUCACGGUGACGGUGACAUCACCCACGGGGACAGUGCAGGACUUUGUGCUGGACAGCAGCAACCGGCUGGUGCUGCAGCGGGCAGCCCUGCCUGAGCUGCCGGGCACCUACGGGCUGCGAGCCCACGGGCAGGGCUGUGUCCUGGCACAGGUGACCCUGCGCUACAAUGUGCCUCCCCCGCCCAGCACGGGGGCCUUUGAGCUGCGGGUGGAGACGGAGCCGCUGCCGGGCACACAGAACCCGCAGUUCCUGCUCCGCCUCUGGGCACGGUACAGCGGGGAGCGUCGUGCCACCAACAUGGUUGUCAUUGAGGCCAAGCUGCCAUCGGGCUACAGUCCAGACAAGAAAUCCAUGGUGGAGCUGAAGAGGCAGAAGCUGGUGAAGAAGGUGGAGGUGCAGCCUGACCAGGUGACCAUUUACCUGGACCAGCUGAGCAAGGAGGAGAAGACCUUUUCCUUCCGAGCCCAGCAGGACUUCCUGGUGAGCAACCUCCAGCCGGCCACCGUGUCCCUGUACGACUACUAUGAGACAGGUGACCACGUGGAUGUGGCCUACACUGCACCCCCCAGCUCAGAGAAGGAAAACGUCUAACUCAGCCUGGUGCCAGGCAGCCCAUCCCUGUCCCAGCUAAUGUGGCUGCCAAGGACAAGGACAGCUGAGGGCCUCUGCUCCCACCCUGGCCAUGGUCUUGACCUUCCACGGGGGCAGGACGUGGUCCAGAGACCCUCGCAGCAGCACUGGCCCCCAGCAGGGCCCCUCUGGAUGGAGC